Messenger RNA from Bombyx mori (domestic silkworm), 3432 nucleotides. It is a transcript of the gene Pu, whose product is annotated as GTP cyclohydrolase I. Lineage: Eukaryota; Metazoa; Arthropoda; Insecta; Lepidoptera; Bombycidae. Gene Ontology annotation, molecular function: GTP cyclohydrolase I activity; GTP binding; zinc ion binding. The transcript has 6 exons. Gene Ontology annotation, cellular component: cytoplasm. Bases 1242 to 2123 code for a protein of 293 amino acids. The record is from RefSeq and is a predicted model, not a curated record. Gene Ontology annotation, biological process: tetrahydrobiopterin biosynthetic process; tetrahydrofolate biosynthetic process.
GUCGUCGUGGCCUAAUGGAUAAGACGUCCGGUACAUUCGUGUUGAGCGAUGCACCGGUGUUCGAAUCCCGCAGGCGGAUACCAAUUUUUCUAAUGAAAUACGUACUCAACAAAUGUUCACGAUUGAUUUCCACGGUGAAGGAAUAACAUCGUGUAAUAAAAAUGAAACCCGCAAAAUUAUAAUUUGCGUAAUUACCGGUGGUAGGACCUCUUGUGAGUCCGCGCAGGUGGGUACCACCACCCCGCCUAUUUCUGCCGUGAAGCAGUAAUGCGUUUCGGUUUGAAGGUGGGGCAGCCGUUGUAACUAUACCUGAGACCUUAGAACUUAUACUCAAGGUGGGUGGCGUAUUUACGUUGUGGAUGUCUAUGGGCUCCAGUAACCACUUAACACCAGGUGGGCUGUGAGCUCGUCCACCCACCUAAGCAAUAAAAAAAAAAAAAAAAAACCAGUAAGCCUUCCAAAACCAAGCACCUUUCUUACUACUGUAUAUCGAUUAGCUCAGAGCUCCUCUAGAGGGUUUGGACUCAUAAGCUCGAAGUCUCACCGUCCCAUCCACUGCUCACUACCACCAGCUAGCAUUACUUCAAUUUCAAACGAAAAUCCAUUCUAUAAAACUAUAAAGCUUUAGCGGAAUUUUAAGAGAGCUAAUGUCUAAUUCUAGAUCGUUCUAGAUUUGAAGACAUCAGACACGUGUCGAGUUUAUUAAUAGAGAAUCUAUUAAUAAAUUCUACUAUAAGCACUGUCACUGCGGUACCACUUAUCAACAAUUUACAUAAUGAUUUGAGGAAAAAACCGAACAUAAUAAAGAUUUAAAUUCCAAAUAUUUCAACUUACAGACAACUGGUUUGUCUUUCUAUUCCAAGAAGCUUGAGAUGCAUAUAUAUGUGAUAUAUAUAAAAAAUUGCAUUUAAAUUAAAUUAUUAAACAAUUAAUUCGAUUUAUAUCAAUUUAGCAAUAAAAAUUGCGAGUGACAACACGUCGAGCGGUUUAAUUAAAAAAUUAUCUCGAUAGGUUAUCGUUUCUUGAAAUAUAUAACAUUACAUAAAACUAUAAGCUACUUUGUGCGUCUGAUAACCUCAUCAAUAGGUCAAUUAACACUAAAAAUUGUCCGUCGGAACGAUCAGUCUGCAUUCACACUUCGUACAAGCAAUACGUCUUUGUAAAUCUUAAAAAUAAAAAAUAACAAAAAAUAAAAAGGAAAAUUUCAAAAAAAAAAUAUUCCAGAUUUGAAUGAUAUAAACAUGGCCGCCGUUAACGGAAAAGAUUUGAACUCGGAAGCGGCAGUGCCGCCAUCUUCGCUGAUACGUCGCGUCAGUUCGCGAUCCAUACGUAAUUCGAUAUCCGAGGAGAAAGAGAACGGUGACGCUCCUCAGAAGGGCUCGUUCGUUGGUAAAUACAAAAAAGCUCCAGAAGCCCUGAAGAGCUUUAACUUGGCCGAUGCGGAAAGUGAACUUGAAGUGCCCGGAACGCCAAUGACGCCGAGGACUUCGACCACGCCUGGUCACGAGAACUGCACCUUCCACCAUGACCUGGAACUGGACCACAGACCGCCCACCAGGGAGGCGUUGUUACCGGACAUGGCUAACUCAUACAGGCUUCUACUCACCGGCCUGGGGGAGGACCCUGAAAGGGCAGGGCUCUUGAAGACGCCCGAACGUGCCGCCAAAGCUAUGCUCUUCUUCACGAAAGGAUACGACCAAAGCUUGGAAGAGGUUCUGAACAACGCCAUCUUCGAUGAAGACACGGACGAGAUGGUGGUCGUUAAGGAUAUCGAGAUGUUUUCAAUGUGCGAACAUCAUCUGGUGCCGUUUUACGGAAAGGUCUCCAUCGGGUACCUGCCACAAGGAAAAAUUCUGGGUCUCAGCAAACUGGCCAGGAUCGUGGAAAUAUUCUCCCGCCGUCUUCAGGUACAAGAACGUCUGACGAAGCAGAUAGCCAUCGCGGUGACACAGGCCGUACGCCCGGCCGGCGUGGCGGUCGUCAUUGAAGGAGUUCACAUGUGCAUGGUGAUGCGAGGAGUCCAGAAGAUCAACAGUAAGACGGUGACGUCGACGAUGCUGGGCGUCUUCCGCGACGACCCGAAGACCCGGGAGGAGUUCCUCAACCUCGUCCACUCUAAGUGAGGACGGCUUUUGACGUUGGACGGGCGCUCGUAACGUUAUUCCCAUGAUUUUAGUCAUAUUUGAUUAGAUUUUCAAAGAGGUUAAUUGCCGCGAAUUGAAAAGUGCCCGAUACAUUUUUCGGGUUGCUUCAGAACUAAGAUAUCCUGAUAUUGCGUUCUAUUAGAAACAAGUAUAACACAUCGGCAUUAACCCUUUUUUGUAUAUUUGUUUCUUUCUUUUUCCAUUUAACCCUCUCUUUCUUAUUUUAGCAGUGCAUCUGUCUCUAAUAUUAAUUUUAAAUCAAACACACACGAGAAUCAAUUCGUUACGAGCGUCAGUCAUUAAGCGGAAUGUGUUAUUAUUUAUGCUAAGAUAGCUUUUAAUGUAAUUUUCGAUUGUUUUAUUUUUAAUUUUGUCUUCCGUUCAUCGACAAGAGAUUUCAUUCACAAUCCUAUCACCUACACAAAAUGUUAAGGCGGCUUCGAACUAAAAAAGUAUUACUCGUGAGUUGAUAACUAGAUUUAUUAAGCUCACAAAGGACAAUACUAUAAUAUUUGUUACUUUGUAUUUCGUAUAACCAGAGUUUAGUGUUGCGAAGAUCCCGGAGAUUUCGUUAACAUUCCCGGCGUCCCAUCGACUUCAUGAACACGAUUAUCGUAUAUUUAAACAGUCGUUUUCGUUAUCCCCGACGCUCAAUACACUAUGUCAGGGGCUCCCAAACUUAUUUUGUUUACUACCCACUUUAAGAAUAAAUUAUUUUUUUAACCUCCCCAUUUUUUCAUUUAUUUAAAAAUCACUACAGCGAAAGCUCAGUCGAUGUCUAAGACUCCUCUUAGAUGAAAUUACAAAUCACCUCCCAAGUCUCUACACAACGCCCCCGUUUGUUUUCUGGAUCUCUUACCGCCCUCUUUAGGCCUGCUGUGCCCACAAGGGGGCGUUAUCGCACACUUUGGGAAAGGCUGCACUAUGUUCGAGGUCUCCUCUGUAAUGACGUCACACGGCUAAAUGGGAAGACGGUGGACAAAAAUGAGCCAAGAUUAAAAACGCAGUAGGAUCCGCUGAUAUGGCUCGGCGAGUUAUGACGUCACGUGCGUCACUACACAGACAGCUUGUUCGCCUAAAUACAGUAUUGUAGAAUCACUCAAAUAUAUCCACUGCUUACAUUGAAACCUAAGGUUAUUUUGUAUUCGGAUAUAAAAUAUACUGCAACCGACUCAUGCCUCGAAGUGAACUGAUGUUUUGCAUUAUUGCCCCUUAACAUCAGUUCUAAUAAAACAUAAGAAAACAGUUGAUUAAAAAAAAAAUUAAAAGUUUAAAAAUAUAAAAAAAA